UCUACUAUAGGCCCAGUCUCAGCUGAACCAAAAAUGAGCUCAGUACAAUACAGUAUCAAAAACCCUCAAGGUCGAAAUGUCAAGAAAACUUUUAAUAAAGAUGAUCAUGGGAGGAUCAUGACUUCACUGAAUUCAAUAGCCAUAAAAUACAUGAUACUGGGGCAAGAGUUUUGUAUUCCUGAACAUAAAGUAGAGGCAAUUGAAGCAAAUAAUAGAGGGAAACAAUGGCAAUGUCUUAAUGGUGUUGUUGGUGAAUGGCUGAAAUGGAACUUUACGGAUGAUGUAAAGGAGAAAAAAGUUCAACCAAAUUUAGACUGGCUAGUUCAGGCUGUGAGUGUAAUAGAUGGUAAACUUGCAAACAAACUUAAAAGAGAUUAUGGGUUUGAAGAAAGUUGUGACAUCCCUGAUAUAGGUACUGAGCAACAAGGACAAAUUCCACAGCCACUGGUAGAAACAAAUAGGCCAAGAGAAGAAGAGGAUGAAGAAAAUGAUUAUCAAGAGGAUAUCAAUUGAUUAAAACUAAAACUUUAAACAUUAUCUUAACUUUAGCUAUAAUUUUAUACAGUUCUAAAAAUAAUGAUUUUGGGAGCUUUUAUUAUAGUUUUUAUUGGGAUUCCUAUUGCAUUGACUGUGA
Amphimedon queenslandica is the source of this 634-nucleotide messenger RNA. RefSeq lists its product as uncharacterized. The record is from RefSeq and is a predicted model, not a curated record. The transcript is spliced from 6 exons. Lineage: Eukaryota; Metazoa; Porifera; Demospongiae; Haplosclerida; Niphatidae. Bases 34 to 513 code for a protein of 159 amino acids.